UCUCUGUCCCCAAACAUGCUCAUACCUCCUCUCGCCACAGCCGGCCUGGUGCCUGAUUCCACUCUGUGGUCUCUGCCCCUGCAGGAGGGCUCCCCAGGGCCUGAGCCGUUCAAUGGGCCCCCAGAACCUCCAUCUGUGCCCUACUCUCUGGCGACCUUGGAUCAGCAGCUGACUGGUUCUCUUUCUGGGGAGCCCCACAGGACCCUUGUCCUGCCCAGCAUAUGCUCAAGUCUGCUGCUCCAGCCCUGUGCCACCCCUGACCCUCUUCUACUGCAGCCACAGGUCCUGGGAAAGAAGCGGGCUCCAGACCCUGGGAGGGACCGUGCUUAG
This is a messenger RNA of Ictidomys tridecemlineatus (thirteen-lined ground squirrel), 330 nucleotides long. NCBI's taxonomy places the organism in Eukaryota, Metazoa, Chordata, Mammalia, Rodentia, Sciuridae. The record is from RefSeq and is a predicted model, not a curated record.